ACUACUCAAAUUUGAUUAUCACAUAGAAUUACAUUUGUAAAUGGAUUGAGAGAAAACAACACUACAACUUCGAAAAAUCUCUGGAAUAAUCAAAAAUUUUAUUGCUUCGUUGUUUGCCGAAUAAAUUGUUGUCGCAGACUGCCCAAGAUGCCUUUUAUUCAGCGAAUGGUAAAGCCAGUUUAUUUGAAGAAACAUGAUAAAAAGAGCAACAGAUCGUUAUUCGAAGAUUUUAAUGAGGUUAACAACUACACAAUGGCAGGAGCAGUAAUGCAACUCGCAAACCUAUGCCGACAUGCCGAAGAAAUAUUCGGAGAAUUAAACAAAGAAUGUCUGACCGUCAACAAACGUUGUCGCAAGGCUUCACAGAGAAUUCAGAAACUUCAAAUACAAGCUGAUUCAUUGGAUCACAAGGCUGUGAAAAUCCCUGUUUCUGAUUUGGACGUGGAACAAGGUAUCCCAUAUCAUCUUCAAUACCGAUCACCGAAUUCAAUUGAGGAAGACUUAUUCACAAUGGAUUCCAGAAUUCCUUGUGUGAUACAUUUACAUCAGAAAGACGGGCAGGAUUUGAACUACUUACUUCGCGGUGUUGAUGCUUAUUCAAAAUCUGUUGCAAGACCAAAAUCUCUCGACCCAAGAUUAUUGAUGGACGAGAUGGACUACGAAGAUCCAGACGCGUACUCGUCUCGAUCACCGAGAAACUCGAGUUUCUUUUCAACGUCUUCUCACGUAAACAAUAGAGUAAAUAAAGAUCAGGAGUCUUCAACAGUAACUCCGGAUCAGAAGAUGAAAAUUGACUCAUCAUCUUCUAACAUAGACAUCAUCAAAGUUGAUACAUCCGGAGCCAAAUUUGAACGUCAAGCAAAUCUUCGUCGUUCCCAACGUUUGUCGUCAACUUCCCAGAUUCGACAAAGAGCCAACGCAUCACAGAGACGACAACUUCGUCACAAGCAUAAGACUCUGACAGGAUUGCCAUCAGAAAUAGUCAAUAGCGGUGUACGACCCUACAGUCUACAUUCAGACGCCAACAAUUCCUACAUUGAAGGAGGAUUAAGCGACGAAUCGAGGUCUUUGAUAAACGGUCACGUUGUGUCGCCAAAUCAAAGAAACGCUGAAAUUCAAACCGAUGACGUCAAAGUCCUUCCAAUAACUCCGUCACAGCGAAGGAUGAAACAAAAAACAAUUAAAAGCCACCACGCAAGUCCAGCGAGCUCACACGGAUCCACAGAAUUUUUAGAAUCUCCUACAGCAGUUCCAUGCCCUAUUGUACCGAAGAUGAAACAAUCUUCAACGCCGAUAAACGGAGUUCAUGAUAGAGAUUUGAUUCGACCAAAUUCACUUGAUGUCAAGAAUGAAGACACAUCAACAGAUGAAGGCCGACAUACAGGAGAAAGCAACCCACCAACACCAGUACGUAAUGCUACUCCACAAGAGCUUUCCGCAAGCCCACAACUACAGGGAUUAUCUCCCAUCACAUCAAAUGUCACCAAUGAUAUGAAACCGAGCGACAUCGCAAUGAGAAUGAAUGGAGCUAGACUUCAACAGGGCGAGGACAGGGCAUCAUCAGGAUUCUGGAGCGGAACAGAAAGCAACCAGCAUUCUUCUACUUCCGACAUUACUGCUGCUCAAAGUGCUGUUAUAACCAAUGCCUUGAAUAAUAUGGUGAAGCAAAAGAAAGGCGGAACUUCACCGAUAUAUUCCAAUUCAUUGGGUAAAGUCAGCCCGAUAGUGGACAACAGGCCGUGGAUUACAAGUUCAUCGAAUUCUCUUUCAACCAUGUCAAUAAACAGCAAACUGAGCACUUUGGAAGACGAUCGAUACCAAAGCACCGCCUCUUCAGUUAUCAGCGUGACUUUGAACCGUUCAUCCAACAACAACAGUACAUUGUCGUUGAACAGCAGCGCAUCUGAUAGUGGGACAGCUAUAUCCGCUGCCGCUAUGCUCAAAAAAUCGCGCAAAGGAAGAAUAAACGGUUCUAGCGGCGCUUACAAUUUUAUGAACUACGAAGCAGAUCCUUUGGAGAACGAAACGGAGAUUUCCAGAACAGUUAAAAAUCGUAGAUCUACCAGAAGCAUGAAACACCGGGGAAUAAAAAAACGCAUGGGUGGUGAUGAUACCAUUUCGAUGUCAAGUAUGGCGGAUUCGUCCCCACAGAACACUGACCCAGAUGCUCAUUCGGUACAUUCUGCGGGAGGUCUUACUAACGACACCACUAGCCUGUGUGAGUCGAUGUUUUCAGUAGAGCAAGAUGGAUACAUUAAUUCUGCAAAUCACGAAAGCGGGAAUACCAAAAGCCAAUCACCAAAUUCGACGAUAUCGGAUAGUACGAUCGCCGCAACACCGAUUGCUCAACAAUCCGUGGAAGUAAAAGUCACUUCACCUAUUGAACAGCAGAAAGCGCAAGCUUUUUUCGGGGAUGAGUUCAAACAUGCCAUAGAAAGCAGAAACAAUUAUAAUUCAUACAACCGUGCUGUUAAUAGCAAUCAUUCCACUCCAAAAUCGUUACUUUCUCCUCGUGGAAAAUCAGCCUCUGUGAAGACUCCAAAACAUGUAGAAUCUCCUGCUUUGAAUUUUCAGACAGAGCUCAAUAAAAGACUUUCUUUGCGACAAACUAGUGAUUCAAAAUCUCCUAAUAAGAAAGGAAAAAUGAAAACACCACCUCCUCCACCUAAACGGGCAUCAAGUUUAUCAAACAGUGCCAGUCCAUCACCGUCAUUGUCUCAUAGAUCAAUUCCCGAAAAAGAAAUAUCCCCAUUGGUUUCAAAUAUUUCUCCAGGAGACAAACUUACGCCAAAAGCCUAUCCGGCUCCGGAGACUCCAUUGAUGUCACCAGAGGUAUUUUACAUGGAAACUCCACCGCCUCCCCCACCGGUUGAUGUAUUCCCCGAUCCACCAACGCCUGACGAAUUACCAGACAUUUCAUCCGAAGUGGCGAUGAUAGAAAAGAAACGUUCAUUAAAAGCACAAAGGAAGAAAAGUAAAUCACCGCCUCCGACGAAGCCUCAACGAACGGCUUCUCAAAGAUCUACCAGCCCACCAUCAAUGAGCCCACCACCACCGCCGCCUGUUCAGGUCGCCCCUAAGUCGCCUGAAGCACUAUCGAUAUCCCCGAAGCCAGAAACUUCACCUAAAAAUGUCACUGCUGCAGCGCCGUACAUGUCAAUCGCAGAACAAGCAGCAGCAAUGGGGAACAAAUUUUCAUUGAAGAAGAAAACAAUACGAGAGAAGCAGGCUAACAUUGAUCCAAGUCCUGUAAAACCAAAGGUCGAGGACAAACCGAAACUCACAAAACAGGCUGCUGUGGAGUCUUCAAACCCGGUUCCAAAAUUACCUGAAGCCAAAGAACAAGCCAAACUUGAUACUAAAGUAGAUGAACACGCACAAAUAGCAACCACUGCUUCUGCCGAAAAAGUUCCACCUCCUACCGCACCUAAAUCAACUUCUAUUAAAGUUACAGCCCCCGUUGUGGCGGAGAAAACAAAUCUUGAGCCAGAACAACUAUCAGAGAGCGUUAAGACAGAAGAUAACAAAUCGCCAGUGAUAAAAGAUAACUCAGCAGUAAAGAUUCCUCCACCUACAGCACCGAAAUCGACUUCAAUCAAACCAACAAAUAAGACUCCGCCAAAAGUGAGCCCCAAACCGACAAGCCCUGCCGAAUCCUCUUUCGAAAAUAAGCGUACACGCGAGCAAUCUCCAUCGUACAGAGCUUCAGUGGCCAGAGCAGCUUUCUUCUCCAGUGUGUCACCACCUGCACCGAAGACGGAAACAAAACCAAAAAAAGUUCCGCUUGUUGAGCCCACAGCCGAGACGACGGAGAAUAAACCUGACGAAAUACCUAUAACUCAUGAAAGUAAAGAGAGUACUGAAAAUCAGAAACCCGAUACCAAUAAGCCAGAAGAUGUGACCGACAAUCAAACUGAAACUACUGAAAAACAAACAGUAUUGAAAGUCGAUAAGAAUGAAAUUGAAGUCGAUAAGGCACUUUCGACCACGGAUGACAGCGAAAAACAAACGAGCAUUCCAGAGCCGAUCGACGAAGCAACAGCUCAAACCCCUGAUAGCGUUGACUGGUUGGAGAAAAUAGAAGAAUUUUCAGGUCCAAAUCGUGCUCCCAGCUCCCCAUCCCCCGAAGUUCCAGCUGAGCAGGAUUCGGCUGCUGCAAGGCUUGGUUUGAAUACGGAAUCUGCAAAACAAUCCCCCAAAUUUUCAACAUACGAAAACCUGAUGUCUGCUAUUCAUAAAUCAAAGCGAGAGACAUUAUCAGGAAAAUCUAUCGGUGCAUCCCCGCCAUCAUCGCCUGGAACAAACAACGAAGCAUUCUCCUAUAAAACGUCAUCAACAAACGGCAACAAAAGUCCUGGAAAUACACUGGAAAGAAAAAGAAACUCAAGACUUUCAAGCAAUGGACAUCGCAACGGAAUAUCACGAAAGAGCAAUGGAGGUACAUCGCGCGAUGACUUCAAGGCGCUUCUGCUACAAAAUGCCUGCAGGGGCACUUCUGGAUCUCAGAUGACUGCGACUGAGAAACUACUACGCAAUAAACCCAGCGCAUCGGCAUUGCUAACUAGACAACGACCUGCAAGCGUAAAUGAUAUCUUGGACAGCAAACCAUCGGAAAAUGAAGAUGACGCAGAUUCAGAGAACACGAGACCAGUCUUUACACUGAGUGAUAUCAGAUCUGCCAUCACGUCCGGAUCAUCUACAACCGGUCGACAAGGAAGACCAAACAGACGUGGAAAUAGAACAGUUGACGCAGGAGCGAGAAACUACGCCACAAUGUCAGUGGUUUAUGGGAAGAAACAUCCACCACCAUCCAUGAGCAGCAAAUAUAACACGAGGAGCCGGACUCCGACUCGGCCAAUGAUGGCAAUUUCUGAAGAUAGCGAAACUGAAAAAUCUCCAGAACAAAUUCAUAAGAUGACAGAAAGGUGAAACAAGUAAAGAAAGACUCGAACAAAAAGUUCCAAAUGGAAAAAAACUCAUAAAGAGCCGAUCUCGGCGCCAUUGUAUGAAAGGCUAAGAACUCUGAUAACAGAAUCGCUUGAGCAAUAAUGAAUCAAUUACUGAUUCACCUGCUUUCAUCAUUCGCGCGUGCUACGCUAAAACAAUCGUUCCCGCUCCCGAGCAUUUGCUUCUCAGACAUGUUCGACAAAAACAUGUGUAAUAACUGCAGUAUGCUGUUGUCUUUAUCUUUGAGAUUAGAGUACUUUAUGCUGUACAUAUCGCAAAUGAAUUGUAUAAGUGUCCUUCAAUUUUUAUCUUACAAUUUUCAAGCCAAUUUAAUAACUGUUUGUUGAAACCCUGAUCCAACUACAUUGUGUGAGUAAUCAACUAAUUAACGUUGGCUAAAAUAUCUUGUUAGUCAAUCUAGCAAAACAAAAUUAAUUUAUAUUCCCCCCAUCGCUGCGCAUUCGUGAGAUUUUCACCAAUUUACAAAUUUAUUUCAACUGCAAAGGGAAUAACUGUCCAGUUAACCUGGCUCAGGCAAGACUUCGGUCGCCUGAAAUUCUGCGGUCGAUAAACGGUUUUUAAAUCUCUACGAAUUAAGAAUAAGUCGGUGACUGCUUGCGUAUAGCCGUGUUCACCGAGCAUGCAAAUCACGAUAUUACCACUUUGUAAGUUUGAAUGAAUAUCGGUGUUCAGAAUUUAAAUUAACUCAAAAUCAUGGGGAAAAUAUUAAUCUAUUUCACUUUAUUCAAGUCAGACCUGGUUGACCUAAAAAUUCCACGAGGGCCUUCUAUUCUUUAUCUAUUUUUUUUUUGCUGAGAAUUUUUCAAAAUUCACUAUGCUUUUUGACCAUAUCAGGCUUAUGAUUCGUUACUCGCAUACUUCUAUACUGGGAUAUUUAUAUUAUGUUUGCACUCAUUCAUAAACUCUCCUCCAAAGUUUGACAUUCCAAACAGACAAUUGAGGUAUGAAUUUAUUGUCAGGAAAAGAGCAACAUUUUUGACAAAUAGAGAACCUUAGUUUCAAUUAUCUGUAUUGUUAAUAGACAAAUUUUAAGCCGAAUUCCGAGUAAGUUGUUAUUUCAAGAUUAUAUUUAAUCGUAUUUUUGUGAGUCCACUUCACCGAGAAUUAGACAAAUUUCUUUCAUUGAAAUUCAUCAUAUUUUGUAUUCAUAUUUACCACAAUAUUUCGGUUAAACUUGUGACCAUCAGAGUUAAAAAUAUAGCUGCGAUUAUGACGGUUCAGAGAAGAAAUCAAAUACUUUUCGAAAUUACGUUUCAGUGUGGUACUAUGGGCAUGGGCUUCUACAGCGCUGGUCACGUUUUAGAGGCAUCAUAUUCUCAAAAACAAAAAAUAUUGGACUGGUAUGAAAGUGGUGUGGAUAUGUUUGUUUUACUUGAUUUUAUUUUAUUCAUUCGUUACUUAUGUCUUUCAAUGCACCUAAUAAAUUUCAAUUGCUUGUCUUGUA
Molecule: messenger RNA, 6412 nt
Organism: Styela clava
Lineage: Eukaryota; Metazoa; Chordata; Ascidiacea; Stolidobranchia; Styelidae
Biological process (GO): cell differentiation
Source: RefSeq, a predicted model, not a curated record